CAAUGAUUGUUGUUGUUCGUCAACUUCACUUUAGUUAGUCUGAACAAUGCAUCUGACAUGGCUGUUAGUAGGUUUUCUACUUUCAGGAUUGGAGGCAGUGCCACUGAUUAUGUCAGUGACGAGUGAAAUUAAUAUGUUCAAUGAAUCGGACACAGACCUCUUAACAACAAUGACAAUUAGAGGAAACCAUAUUGUUGCUGUUGACUAUCACUUGGCCAGAGGGGAAAUCUACUUCAGUGACUCAGCAACAACAGGUCAAAUAUUCAGGACAUCGCUGAGGUCUUUUGAGUCUCAGAAGCCUAGUGUGAUUGCGGAGAUCGAUGAGUCUUAUGGGUUGGCUGUAGACUGGAUGCAUGACAAUCUCUACUGGACAGAUACAGGGAGAGUGACAGUGGAGGUCGCUACCUUGGAUGGUCUCUAUCGGAAGGUUUUGUUCGACGGUUCUCAUGGUCUCCAGAAACCAAGAGCCAUUGUGCUGGAUCCAAAAAAUGGAGUUCUAUUUUGGAGUGACUGGGGAGACGACUCCAGAGUCAACUCAGCAGGGCUUGAUGGCAAAAAAAUGAAAACAAUUGUUUCUUCAAACAUUUACUGGCCAAACGGAUUAACAUUAGAUUUAUCUAAAUCAAAACUUUACAUCCUGGAUGGAUUUUUAUCGACAUUAUCAUCAUGCAACUAUGAUGGCUCUCAGGUUACAGUUCUUAGCAGAUCUCCAGACAAUUUUCAACAAGGUUUCGGUUUAACAUACUACGCAAACACAUUGUAUUGGAAUUCUUGGCGCCAUCGGGCUUUGUUUAAAAUGAAUAUAGACGAAUUACAAAGAGAAACUGUACUUCAAGUGAAUGGUUUGCGAGGGAUUUUAGAGCGAAUGAUGGGGUUGAAGGCGGUCCAUGCCAGUCUACAGCCAGCCCUGCCCCAGACAGUGCAGGAUCCCUGCAGCAACAGUAACAGUCAGUGUACCCAUCACUGUCUAGUCGGUAGAGAUCUCACCCCAACCUGCAUAUGUGCCUUUGGAUACAAACUGGCGGCUGAUGGCAAGACGUGCAUUGAAGAAGGCUACCUUUUGGUCUCUUGGAGGCUAACUAUAACCCGUUUAUCUAUGGAUGGUCAUGAUUUGGAACCACUCAUAGACACUACAAAUAUAGCAACAUCACUUGGAUAUCAUUUUAAAAAGGGCUUGGUAUUUUGGAAUGAUGUGAUGGAGCAUAAAAUAUACAGGGCUCCUCUGGACCAAUUAAACAACAAGUCUGUGGUGGCCUCGCCACAUACUUGCGAUGGUCUGACUGUAGACUGGGUGCAUGACGUCAUCUACUGGACGGACACUGAACAUGACACUGUGGAGGCAGCCCAACUAGACGGCUCCAAACAUCUCAUCCUCUUCGACACAGACCUAGACAAGCCACGAGAUAUCGCUGUUGACCCGCUUGAAGGGUUGUUGUUCUGGACAGAUUGGGGUUAUACGCCAAAAAUUGAAUGCUCAACUUUGAAUGGAAAAGAGCGUAGAGUUAUUAUUGAUUAUGAUCACAUAUGGCCAAGUGGAAUCACGCUUGAUAUCCCAUCCAAACAAAUUUACUAUGUAGAUUGGAAAAUUGGAACCAUUUAUAAAACCUCUUAUGAUGGAUCACAUAGAGAAGUUGUCUUUUUGUCAUCACCGACAACAUCCUUGCAUUUGUUCGCAAUAACUCUUUUGAAUAACGAACUUUAUUGGACAGACGGGCAGUCUAGAUCUUUGUACACUUCGCCGAAAUAUAACAUUACUGUUGCGAAACCACUUUUUUCUUCAAAGAAUAUAUUAUUGAUUCCGAAUGGAAUCAAGGCAGUUCAUUCAUCUCUUCAACCAACAAAAGAAAACCCUUGUGCGAAAGUUAAUUGUAAAAACUUGUGUCUAGGCACCAAGUACCAAACUGCUGUUUGUAUGGGAGAAGAGGAAAAAUAUGAACCCCAUGAUGGGGAGUGUGGAGUACAGGAGGCGCCCUUGGUCCGUGUGGUGGGAGGUGAGGUGGCUUUGCCAAGGAGGUGGCCGUGGAUGGCGGCCAUCUUCCUGCACGGACCUCGUAGCACAGAGUUCUUUUGUGGAGGCUCUCUCAUCGGCUCCAAGUACAUCCUCACCGCAGCACAUUGCACCAAAGACACUCAUCAGAGGCCGUUCCAGGCUCGUCAGUUCAUAGUGCGGCUUGGAGAUAUCGACCUGAAUCGCAACGACGAGCCGUCAGAUCCUCAGACGUACCGUGUGGCCGAGGUCAGGGCUCACCCGAGAUACAACAACGAAGUCGGCUUCAACAAUGACAUCGCAGUGCUGGUAUUGGAGAAAUCUGUGACACGGUCACGUUACGUCAUCCCCGUAUGUCUGCCGCCUCCGCAGUACAGACAGAGCAACUUUGUGGGCGACCAGCCUACUGUGGUCGGAUGGGGCGCGACAUACUUUAGAGGUAAACCAAGUACAGUACAGAGACAAGUGGAUCUACCUGUUUGGAAGAAUGAAGAUUGUGACAGAGCAUACUUUCAUCCUAUCAACGAGAACUUCAUCUGCGCUGGAUUGAUGGAGGGUGGAAAAGACUCUUGUCAGGGGGACUCUGGUGGACCUUUGGUGCUGAAUAAGAACGGCCGUUGGAUGCAGAUUGGCAUUGUGUCCUUUGGCGACAAAUGUGGCGAACCAGGAUCCCCGGGUGUCUACACUCGCAUCACUCAGUACCUGGACUGGAUCAGCAGCAACACUGUGUCAUGAUCACUCUACCACUGCCACCUGAAUCAGCACAUUGCCACCAUCAGCGCCACCACCUACUGUAUCCUACCAGCUGCGGACGACGUUCCUAGUGGAUGCAACCAGGUUUACAUUGUUAUCCACUGCUUUACAGCAUAUAAGAGGAUUUAAAUCUUAUUUCCCCUUAAGAUAAAAAUCUGUAUAAAUAUAAAUAUAAAUAUAAGAUAAAUAUCCUAUUUAUCUGUAUUCAAAUGUUGUAUUGCAGAUUUUUUUGACCAACAAUAACAUUUUUAUUGGCAUCAAACAAAGUGUAUUUAACUAUUUAUAAUGUAUCAGUGAAAAGCAAUAAUUUGUACCUCUGCAACGACAUGUGAGAAUACAUUGCUGUAUAUAACAAAGCUUUAAGUGUGGUUAUAAAUUAAUUAAUUGUAAGCACUAUUCUUGAAAAUAUUUUUGUAAGUUAUGGUUUCCAUCAAGCUUGACCAAGCAAGCUAGUUUAAUCUAAAACGAAUGUCCUGUUCAUUGCUUUAUCCACUUUUUUUCAUUGUAUACAAAAACGCUGCAAAAGAAAAUUGAUUCUAUUCCCAAGUAAAUUUUGUCCGCGGAUCAUGGUGUGACUGUAGAAAGAAAUCUACAUGCUGAUUGGGGAAGUCUCUAAAAGGCUGUCAAGGACUUUAAUAAAACCCUGUUGGUCUUAAACACACGGAUCAAGAAAGCAAAAGUUGCCAUGCAAUUAAUCACUAUCUCUUUGAAAAAUAAUGAGCCAGCCUCCCUGAGAGAAUAUGUGAGGACUUCUGUGAACUACCUAAGUCACUUAUGCAACUUUUACUCGUUGAAACACUUUUCUUCACCUGUCUAAUGGCAACGGAUCUCAACUGAGAUUUGUCUUCUUUCUACAGAAACCUAAUCACAGAACUUGAUUUAUACUUGGUGGGAGCAUCAAUUUUCUUUCACCACGUGUUCUUAUAUUAUGAUGAGACUUGUAGUCCCAUUGAGGUAGAUGUACCGUAAGAACCUGACAUUGGGCUCAGGCUAGCAACAGCUUGGCUGUGACAGGGGCUUAGUGGAGACUUAAAUAUACAGACAGCCGAUUUUCUUAUUUAUACUCAGUGAAAAUAUUUUCAACUUAAAAAUGUAAUGCUAGUUUUAAAAAGAAGUAUAAUUAUAAUGAAUAGUGUUUUGUAAGCUACAAACAAACUGCCAUACAGUGUUACUUAGACCACAAAAAGUACAUUAUUUGUAGCUCUCAAAAUUCCCUAUUGUUUUGUAAAUUUAAUGAAAUACUCCCUGUCUAAAUGCAAGUAUAUGUUUGGUUUACAUUAUUUUUGUUAAAGUUUGAAUACUAUUAGUUGCAGUUUACCAUUAAGGAUUUUUAAGUCACUAGUGUAAGUCUACAAUGUAAGUAAAUUAAAUGUAAAGAUGUUUGAGCUUAGACUUUGUUAAUAUUUUUGUAUUUAUUGACUUCAGUAUGUAAUUAAUAUUAAAUUAAUAUAAUGUUUAA
Molecule: messenger RNA, 4199 nt
Organism: Macrosteles quadrilineatus (aster leafhopper)
Lineage: Eukaryota; Metazoa; Arthropoda; Insecta; Hemiptera; Cicadellidae
Product: low-density lipoprotein receptor-related protein 6-like
Exons: 13
Coding region: 47-2722 (891 amino acids)
Biological process (GO): proteolysis
Molecular function (GO): serine-type endopeptidase activity
Source: RefSeq, a predicted model, not a curated record